This is a messenger RNA of Dentiscutata erythropus, 309 nucleotides long. The record is from the annotation of a GenBank genome assembly. Lineage: Eukaryota; Fungi; Glomeromycota; Glomeromycetes; Diversisporales; Gigasporaceae.
AUGAUUCAACUUAUUAUUAAUAAUGAAUUAGAAGAUACUGUUAAUAAAUAUGAGAAUGACGAUAUUGAAAUUAUAGAUAUCAGUGAAGACACUGAAAUCAUAGAUGUAGAUAAUGACAUUGAUAUAAUUGAUAUUAGUGGGGAUAUUGAUAUAAUCGAUAUUAGUGAAGAUAUUGAAACUAUGAACAUUAGCGAUGAUAUUGAAACUAUGAACAUUAGCGAUGAUAUUGAAAUUAUGGACAUUGACAAUAAUGUUGAAAUUAUGGACAUUGACAAUGAUAUUGAGAUUAUGGACAUUGACAACAAUUAG